Ornithodoros turicata is the source of this 2395-nucleotide messenger RNA. Its product is annotated as dermonecrotic toxin SPH-like. Gene Ontology annotation, biological process: lipid metabolic process. NCBI's taxonomy places the organism in Eukaryota, Metazoa, Arthropoda, Arachnida, Ixodida, Argasidae. The coding region runs from base 546 to 1676 and encodes 376 amino acids. The record is from RefSeq and is a predicted model, not a curated record. The transcript has 8 exons. Gene Ontology annotation, molecular function: phosphoric diester hydrolase activity.
CCGUGCCUGUUGAUCACGUUCUAUAAGCAUAGGUAUGUGCACAACAGCAAGUGUAUUGUUGAGAACGGGCACCGGCUGUCCCCUGCGCCAUGGGAUAUUGUACGGUUCUCUUCACGUCACGAGCGGACUUCAUGAGUGAGAGUGAUUGCCUUCUGUGAAUUAAGGCACGCAAGGUCUCAGCACUUCAGAAGCAAUCCAUCCAUGUAAUCAAACAUAUAGCGUAACGCCUUCUUACUGCAUAGGGUGCGGGAGGAGGGCAAUAAACUCGAUAACGGACAUCACAAGCAGCAGGUUUUUGGUCAGAGCAGAAGAGACUGUGGGAAGGAGGAAGGAGGAGAGAGGCGGCUCCGGAACGACCUUGGCCGUGCGUCUUCCGCGCCGCCCAGAGGAUGUUCAGCCAGUGUACUUCAGAGUUCCUCAACACUCGUGCCACAGCGCUCGUUGGAGUAAAAGCACCACGACCAAACACGCUGCUUCCACCUCUCGGCAUCAGCACAGUCGUCGUGGGAGCUCAAGCCCUGUAUGAAUAAAACGGGGGCACGGUCAUGGCUGAACGCAACUUCUUUCUGGUUGCUGCCUCGCUUCUACUGUUCUCCUUGCGCGAGGUGGCAGCAGAUCAGCGUCCCUUCUUCAAUAUUGCCCACAUGGUGAACUCCAUAAAGGAAGUGGACUACUACCUGAGGCUAGGCGCCAACGCUCUGGAGGCUGAUGUGAACUUUCAACAAGACGGGACUGCCAAACAAACCUAUCAUGGUACUCCUUGCGACUGCUUUCGGGAUUGUCACAGGCGAGAAGGGAUUGUCGAUUACCUGGAGUAUGUUCGGAAAAUUUCCAGCCUAUCGGAUAGUAAGUUUAAGGACCACGUGGCCUUGCUGUUCCUGGACUUGAAAGUGAGUGAGCUACCCGCCAACUCAAAAGAAAAGGCUGGAAAAGACAUUGCAAAGAAGCUUCUGGACCACCUAUGGUACAAUGUGGAUCCUAACAGGACGGUCAACGUGCUGCUGUCCAUUGGCCAUGUGUCUGACAAGGAUGUCUUCAAGGGUGCCAUCGAAACAAUAAUGAAGAACGGUGUUCUGGAGCUGGCUGAAAGAGUCGGUUUUGACGUUGGCCUCAAUGACCCUUUGGAAGACAUCGCCAAGAUGUACAGUGAACUAGGCAUUGACCACAACAGAUGGCAGGGCGACGGUGUUUCCAACUGCCUCAGCCUCUUCCGACCUGCAGGUCGCCUACGAGAAGCUCUGCGUUAUCGAGACGCACGCACCGACAAGAACUAUGCUGAUAAAGUGUACCACUGGACCAUCGACCUCACUUCCGCCAUACGUAGUUCUAUAAGAUUGGGUGUCGACGGCAUCAUCACCAAUCACCCAGAGCGCGUUGCUACUGUACUCAAUGAAGGCCCCUUCCGAAAGGUGGUCCGUCCCGCUUCGCCCAGUGACACCCCUUGGAAGAAGGUGCGAGCGGAUAUCCCUGCAAAUACUGGCGGCAAUGCGGUGCUCUCUGUGCUCGGUGACGUCUCAGAGGUGUUCCAGCAGCUCUGGUCUUACGUCGUGCGACGUUUCACUGGGAAAGGCAGCCGGAGCUCGCGAAUCAUCAACACUGUGGAAGGAGAUCCCCCGAUGAGCCCCCGAGAAAAGGCUGAGGAGGCCUUCUACCGUUGGGUAGCAAGAGGAAUAUAGCGACAUUUUGUGCCUCCUGUUUGACUCUGCCUUUCGACCUGUGAACUGCUGCCGAGCAAAACACAGUGUGUGGGUGCUCAUCGACCAGUAUUGGAUGCCUGUUGAUUAGGCGAAUGCGAUCCUAUCUGUUCUCCCUGCAUAAGUUAUCCUGUGCGGUCUGAAGCAUUGUUGUGUUGUGUAGUGACGCGUGUGGUCUACCCAAGUACAGUUCUUCUGGCUGUGGCCUUGCUUGAACCAGUGAAAUACUUCUGCUCACAUGGAGCUUCCAAUGCCCUUCGUGAGGCCCUAUCUCAGACUGCCAAAGAAGUCGCAAUCUUUUUUUGUUAGGUUGUUUAGUUUGCCAUCGUGCUACAGACUUUUCCAACCACAUAGAAGUAACAGGCAUCUAAUAACAUUUGUGACCUGAUGGUGGGAACUGAGAUACCGUUUCUCGCAUUGUUUGUCCGGGCUUGCACUCCCCAGUGUAACGGAAGGAAGACAAUCACAUGAACUUUACUCGUAGACAGUACCAGAAAUAGGAAUGCCCUAGAAGUCGACCACAACGUAUUUAUUUAUUUAUUUAUAGAGGGUUAAGCCUUAUGACGUACUGUGCCUUCGCUAUGCAUCACAUACCAUAAUUAUAUGACUGUUGACUGUCGGUUGAAUGCCAAAGUAACUAUCUCCGAAUCACAUUUCAAACGUGCUGUAUUUGAACUGAUCAUUAAAUCUGUCACACCCUC